This is a messenger RNA of Ilyonectria robusta, 2913 nucleotides long. Its product is annotated as alkali metal cation/H+ antiporter Nha1 C terminus-domain-containing protein. The record is from RefSeq and is a predicted model, not a curated record. Bases 1 to 2913 code for a protein of 970 amino acids. Gene Ontology annotation, cellular component: plasma membrane. The transcript has 2 exons. Gene Ontology annotation, biological process: sodium ion export across plasma membrane; intracellular potassium ion homeostasis; regulation of membrane potential. Lineage: Eukaryota; Fungi; Ascomycota; Sordariomycetes; Hypocreales; Nectriaceae. Gene Ontology annotation, molecular function: sodium:proton antiporter activity.
AUGGCGUGGAGUCACCUUGACAUCACCAAGCCGCACUUGGUGUAUGUCAUCCUCGGCGGCUUCACCUCCAUCUUCAUGCUGUGCUCCUCCCUCAUCAAGGAGCGCAUGUACAUUGGUGAAGCCACCGUCGCGACCCUUGUCGGCGUCAUCUUCGGCCCCCAUGCCGCCAACCUCAUCAACCCGAACGAGUGGGGGAGCACCGACAUCAUCACCGUCGAGUUCUCCCGCAUCGUCCUCGUCGUCCAGUGUUUCGCCGUCGGUGUCGAAUUGCCCAAGUUCUACAUGGAGAGGCACUGGCGCUCCGUCGUCUACCUGCUCAUCCCCGUCAUGACCUUUGGCUGGCUGAUUGUCAGUCUGUUCAUUUGGUGGAUGAUCCCGCCCCUGAACUGGCUCGAGAGUCUCGUUGUUGCUGCCUGCGUUACCGCCACUGAUCCUGUCCUGGCUUCGUCCGUCGUCGGAAAGGGCAAGUUCGCUAAGCGAGUGCCCAAGCAUCUGAGAGACUUGCUUUCGGCCGAAUCUGGUUGCAACGACGGCAUGGCUUUCCCCUUCAUUUACCUCUCGCUCUAUCUUAUCCAGUAUAACCGAGACGCAAAAGAUGUCAGCUUCUACUUUGUCGUCUAUGUCCUGCUCUACGAGUGUAUUUUCGGCGCCAUUUACGGCUUCAUGGUCGGUUAUAUUGCCCGCCACAGUAUCAAAUACGCAGAAAGGCAUGAUCUCAUUGACCGCGAGAGCUUUCUUGUAUUCUACUUUGUCAUUGCCCUCUUCUGUGCUGGCUCUGGUAGUAUCUUGGGCAUGGACGACCUGCUGGUGGGUUUCGCUGCGGGUGUCGGUUUCUCCAAUGACGGUUGGUUCGGCGAGAAGACUGAAGAAUCCCAUGUUUCCAACGUUAUUGAUUUGUUGCUGAACUUGGCAUACUUUGUCUACUUUGGUACCAUUAUCCCCUGGGAGCAGUUCAACAAUGGUGUCGAGGGCCUCAAGGCUUGGCGCUUGGUUGUCAUUGCCGUCUUUGUCAUCUUCUUCCGACGCAUUCCCGUCAUGAUGGCUCUGAAACCUCUGAUACCGGACAUAAAAACCUGGCGAGAGGCCUUGUUUGCAGGUCAUUUCGGUCCAAUUGGUGUCGGUGCCAUCUUCGUUGCCAUGCUUGCGCGAGCCGAAUUGGAACAUCACGAGCCAGUGCCAAUGGAGGAAAUGCCUCCUGAGAGCGCCGCCCACUACACCUUGAUAUACCUAGUGUGGCCCAUCACCGCCUUCCUCGUUGUCACGUCAAUUCUUGUUCACGGUUCAUCCGUUGCUGUCUUCACCCUCGGCAAGCGUAUCAACACCUUGACCCUGACCAUGUCCUACACGGCCGCUCCUGAGGACGGCCCGUCCUGGAUGAACAGGCUUCCCAGAAUCACUUCGCAGUCACGCUCACAGGCUAGGAUGUCUGAGACGUCAUUUGAGGAAUACAAGAACCCGGCGUACCCCCCUGGUACUGUGCCCCCAUCUGGUUACCUGCUGCGACGACAACAGAAUGAAGAAGAGAAGGCCUCGGGAAGCCGCCCUUCCUCCAUCAUGGCGCGAAAGCGGAAGACCAAGAAGUGGGAUGAUGGAAUCGGGCCUGGCGGCCCCGUUGCCCAGUCUGCCAUUUUCCCGCAACGCCCAGCUGCAUUGGACGCGACGCAAUCUGGCGAAACUAGCGAGAAGGAAGUCUCACCAUCUCGCGAUAACACCGACUCGACACUGGCUCCCCAAGAUAGUCUCAAGUCCAAGGAUCCCGAGAAGGUUGAGGAUGAGUUUGGAGAAAGCCCUAGCGGUAGCAGCGGGCGCGUAACUCCUAGACGCAUCGAGGUUUAUGACGAAGGCGACAACAUGAUAUUUGAGACGGAGGACGGCGAGGUGAUUGAUGUUCAGCCGGCUCCCCGCGCCAGCCAUGAUAGCCGCGAUGAACUUCCACCACCUACCACAGCUAGUGCGUCCAAGGUCGAUGGUGAAAGUUUCUGGUCGAUUGGAGGUUUCCGCAGGAAGAUGAGCGAGGUGUACACUGUUGAGAUGGAAAAGCGCAAGGACAAGGGCAAGUCUGAGAGGAAGCACGAGCCGGCCCGAGCAUAUCAAUUCGGUAACACGAUUAUUGUUGAGGAUGAGGACGGUGAGGUCGUGAAGACCUACGAGUUGCCCACGCAGAAGGCCGAGGGUGCGAAUGAAGGUGGUAGCGAUCUCCUUGGAACUAGCCUAAAGUAUAUGGGAUUGGGCAGUUUGGCCCGUCCCGUCGCCGACAAAGUCCCCGAGGCGAUUGCCGAGGAGGGUGAAGCAAGCGGUACUGGCGCUGCCAAACCCACUAGGGCAGCCAGACGGCAGAGCGUCGCCCAGGAGCAGGCUGUGGAUGACCGGAAUAUUCGCUUUACGAUUGGUGGUGUUAACCAACGCAUGACCAAGGAGGACUUUAUCCGCGAGGUGCAAAAGCUCAAUGCGAAGACACGAAAAGAGGUUGUUGAGCAGUCAACUGCCUCAAUGACGGUCAAGCGGAUUGCUACACAAGACCCGCCUGCCGCCCAAAGCCCUACAGCCAAGAUCAUCGAGGAGCCCGAGACCGCAUGGGUCGGUAGAUCGCCACAUCGCCCUACCACCGCGCGUAGCUCCGAGUCCAUUUCCCCCACCCGCACCCCCGGCAAGACGAAGCCUUCGGAGGACCAGGGCGAGACUGCCGUGGAGCGCAAGCGUCGUCUUGCAGUUCUGGCAACCCAAACUGAGGAGACUGUUGAAACGCCUGCAGAGCGAAAGCGUCGCCAGGCUGCGCUCGGCAUGGGCGAGGAGAGUGCUGAUGACAGUGAUGAUGAGGGCGAUGAGAGAGUGCCCCCGACCAACAGGAGGGGAAUCACAUUUGCGGAGUCGACACGACCAAGCAAGGGAACUAAGGGAAAGGGGGCUAAGUAG